AUGACAUCAAAGAUUCAACCUUGCGAUGCUGGGAUAAUAAGAGCUUUCAAGAUGCAUUACCGUAGAAGGUUUUACCGCAAAAUAUUGGAAGGUUAUGAGGUGGGACAAUCUGAUCCAGGGAAGAUAAAUGUCCUUGAUGCUAUCAAUUUGGCAAUCCCAACUUGGACGAUAGAUGUUCGAAAAGAAACAAUAGCGAAUUGCUUCCGACACUGUAAAAUUCGUUCAGCUAGUGACGUUGUAGGAAAUUUGGAUGAAUCCACUUUUGAUGAAGAAACUCAAGACCUCCAGACUAUGAUCAAUCAAUGUGGCUAUCGUAAUAAGAUGGAUAUCGACAAUCUAAUGAACUACCCAGGUGAAAAUGAAGCAUGUUCGGAGGUUCAGAGUUUAGAAGAUAUUGUGUGUACUAUCAUUGAGAACAAUGCAGAGGAUGACGAACGAAGAUGA
This is a messenger RNA of Medicago truncatula (barrel medic), 444 nucleotides long. RefSeq names its product CENP-B homolog protein 2-like. Bases 1 to 444 code for a protein of 147 amino acids. The record is from RefSeq and is a predicted model, not a curated record. The transcript has a single exon. Gene Ontology annotation, molecular function: nucleic acid binding. NCBI's taxonomy places the organism in Eukaryota, Viridiplantae, Streptophyta, Magnoliopsida, Fabales, Fabaceae.